This is a messenger RNA of Anolis carolinensis (green anole), 8997 nucleotides long. It is a transcript of the gene map3k12, whose product is annotated as mitogen-activated protein kinase kinase kinase 12. Lineage: Eukaryota; Metazoa; Chordata; Lepidosauria; Squamata; Anolidae. The coding region runs from base 750 to 3389 and encodes 879 amino acids. Gene Ontology annotation, molecular function: ATP binding; MAP kinase kinase kinase activity. The transcript is spliced from 15 exons. Gene Ontology annotation, cellular component: cytoplasm. Gene Ontology annotation, biological process: JNK cascade; protein autophosphorylation. The record is from RefSeq and is a predicted model, not a curated record.
UCAAGCCAUCCUCCUUGCGUUGCAGGGAGGGGAGGCUGGCACAGCGAGGCGCCUCCUCCUGCUUCCCUGCCUCUCUCCCCAUCCCUCGCUGCCACCGCGCCUUGGACGGAGAAGAGGAAGAAGAGGAGGAGGAGGAAGAGGAGGAGGAGGAAGAGGAGGAGGAUGCUCCUCCUUAGAGCUGCCGCCUGGGUCCAGGGCGCGCAUUGACGAGCCAGAUGGGGACCAGCUGAUAGGGAAGAAGAAGAGGAGGAAGAAGAGGCACUGCUUUUGUUCCCUGCCUUGCGAGGAAGAAGAAGAAGUGGAGGAGGCGUCAGGUGAAGAAUCCAGGUUUUCUUUUGCUGAUAUGGAAAGUGAGAAGACAGGUGCCCAAACAAAUGCACAUGGGGAGAAGGGUCAAGGAAGGGAUUGGCCACGGCUGCCCACCCAGGCCAACUGCUGCCUCCGGCUGGAGGCUGGGCCCGUCUGUCAGUCCCCACGUGGCACCCUUCACCUUGGCUCCCGCAUUCCAUUGCAAUGACAUCAAUAGCCGCGCCACUGAGCUACCUGCAGCAGAGAGACGACCGCCAAGGCAUCCCAUUGGCUGGAGCUGAUUGCGAGAGGAGAGAUUAACUGAAGAGCAAGGAGGGAGGGAAAGAGAAAUCGAGAGAGCGAAAUUGGAAGAGGCAGGCAUCAAGAGGAGUCCAGACUGCAGCAACAGCAUCAGCAGCACAUGGGGACUAGCUGCACGUUAUUCCAAGCCGCACAUCAUCAUGGCAUGCCUGCACGAGACCCGCACACCUUCCCCCUCCUUUGGCAGUUUCAACACUAUCCUAGCGGAGAGUUCCCUCCGAAAAUUGGACCCGGAUGCUUCAGACUGCACCCCGGAAAAGGACCUUACGCCGACGCAGUGUGUGUUGAGGGAUGUGCUUCCCAUCGAUGGCGGAGGAGGAGGUGGAGGGGGGCACAGCCCUACUCCCAGCGAAGAGACCCACGACCAGUUUGCCAACAGUGUCCUGCAGCUCCACGAAAAUGAAGCUGGAGGUCAUGGAGGAGGAAGUGGGGCAGGCGCAGGGGCCGGGGCUGGCAAUCCGGAGGUGCGGGCCACCCGCUACCAUGCUGACCAGGUUCGGCUCCACUGCCAGUCUGGAAGCGGCUUCCUGGAAGGCCUCUUCGGUUGCCUGAAGCCCGUCUGGACCAUGAUUGGCAAAGCGUAUUCCACUGAACACAAACAGCAACAGGAAGAUCCUUGGGAAGUGCCCUUUGAAGAGAUUAUGGACUUGCAGUGGGUGGGCAGUGGGGCACAGGGGGCUGUCUUCCUGGGACGCUUCCAUGGGGAGGAGGUGGCUGUCAAGAAGGUGCGAGACUUCAAGGAGACAGACAUCAAGCACCUGCGGAAGCUGAAACAUCCCAACAUCAUUACCUUCAAGGGUGUUUGUACCCAGGCUCCCUGCUACUGCAUCAUCAUGGAGUUCUGUGCCCAGGGCCAGCUGUAUGAGGUGCUGCGAGCCGGGCGCAAGGUCACACCCUCCCUGUUGGUCGACUGGUCUAUGGGUAUUGCCGGCGGCAUGAAUUACCUGCACCUCCAUAAGAUCAUCCACCGUGACCUCAAGUCACCCAACAUGUUGAUAACUUACGACGAUGUGGUGAAGAUCUCUGAUUUCGGUACCUCCAAAGAGCUCAGUGACAAGAGCACCAAGAUGUCCUUUGCCGGCACAGUGGCCUGGAUGGCACCAGAAGUCAUUCGGAAUGAACCUGUUUCUGAGAAGGUUGACAUCUGGUCCUUCGGCGUUGUUCUCUGGGAGUUGCUAACAGGAGAAAUCCCUUACAAGGACGUGGAUUCCUCAGCCAUAAUCUGGGGUGUAGGCAGUAACAGCCUCCACCUGCCUGUGCCCACCAGCUGCCCUGAUGGUUUCAAGAUCUUGCUAAGACAGUGCUGGAAUAGCAAACCUCGGAACCGUCCGUCUUUCCGCCAGAUCCUGCUGCACCUUGACAUUGCGUCAGCUGACGUUCUCUCUACGCCGCAGGAGACCUACUUCAAAUCCCAGGCUGAAUGGCGGGAGGAAGUAAAACUACAUUUUGAAAAGAUUAAAUCAGAGGGAACAUGUCUACACCGCUUGGAGGAGGAGUUGAUCCACCGACGGCGAGAAGAACUCAGGCACGCUUUGGACAUCCGGGAGCACUACGAGAGAAAGCUGGAGCGGGCCAACAAUCUUUAUAUGGAGCUCAAUUCCCUGAUGUUACAGCUGGAGCUCAAAGAGAAGGAGCUGCUCCGGCGGGAGCAAGCUCUGGAGAAGAAAUAUCCUGGGCUCUUUAAACACCAUCCAUCCCGGAGCCUCCUCCAUGGCAACACAGUGGAAAAGCUGAUCAAGAAGAGGAACGUGCCUCAGAAGCUCUCUCCGCACAGCAAGAGGCCUGACAUUCUGAAGACAGAGGUGAUCAUGGACCCAACUCUGCCCCAGCUUGCCAUCCCCGUGUGCCAGAAGGGCCCUCCAUCCCCGGGGCGCAGUCGCCGAGCUAAGUCACGCUACCGCAAGGUCAGCUCCCGGGGCAGUUGUGGGGAGCUGGCUGAACCUGCGGGAGCCAAGCGCCUGGAGCCCUGUGCUGCGCUGCGAGGCCUUCAGCACGACCUCCUCCUCCGCAAGAUGUCGUCUUCCAGCCCUGACCUCAUCUCCACGACUCUGGGGGCCGAGAGCCGCAAAGGGGAAACCGGGCCCGAAUCCCCACCGACGGAGCAGCCCCGCAGCGAAACUCCCAGUGAAGAUACCGCCUCGGUGCCGUGCUCCAGCAGCCCCGAGUCUCCCUCUUCCCGACAGGGUGCUGUAGGGCCACCGGGAAAGGCGAGGCUGCAGCCGGGAGAAGAGGCUGAGCGGGACCAGGGCCGAAGCAGUCGAGCCGGGGCCGCCUCUCAAUCCCAGCAUCUCACGCCAGCAGCUCUCUUGUAUCGGGCAGCUGUCACUCGGAGCCAGAAGCGUGGGGUCUCCUCAGAGGAGGAGGAAGGGGAGGUGGACAGUGAAGUCGAGCUUCCACUCCGGCAAAGGUGGCCUCAGGCCAUGAGCAAGCGGCAGUCACUCUCUACUUUCAGCUCUGAGAAUUUCUCCGAUGCGGAUGGCGAAGAGGGCACUGCCAGCGAGGGCACCACGGCUUCCCACAGCGGUGGCACACCAGACGUGGCCAGCACCAAUACAGACGAGCGGCUGGACGCAGAGCGCUCAGAUGACGAUAUCCUGGGUCACUCGGAUGGGCUGUCUGAAAAGGAGGCGGCCAUCCGUCUUGUCAAACGCCAACUCAGUGCUGAGCAGAAUGGAGGGGAGGACCCUACUGCCUAUGAGGAUUCUGACUGCGACAUUGCCGAACUGGACCAUUCAGGCAGUGGAGAGGUGCAGAGACUUCCAGACAUGCCCAAUUUGUGAUCUCACCUGCUCGGCUUUCCUUUCCCCAGGUUGUACAGACCCCCUCCCUUCCUCCACCUCCCUGCACCAACACCGCCUCCCCAGAUAUUUAUAUAAAUAAUCUAUAAAGAUCUAUAUAAAUCUAUAUUAUCGCAUAAUCUCUGGAAGGAGAGCCAGCACACCUCAUCAUCUCCCUCCCCUCCUUCACUUCCUCGGUUCCUGCAUUCUCUCGGACUGGUUGGGUAUGCGUGUGUGGGUGUAGAGGACCAUGCCCUGCCAUCGGGGCUUGCUGUUUUCACUCGGGGCAGCUGAAGACACAGAACAAAUGAACACAGAACCAACCAACCUGUAGCCAUUGCCCUUGCAACUCAGCAGAACAGCUUGUGCCCUACGCCGGGAGGAAUUGGUCCCUUCUUCUCUGCUUCCUCAAGUCCCGAAUGUUGUGAGCUCCAAAGGACCCACCUGUUCUACCAGGAUCCACCAAUAGGUCCAAGGAGCAGAGAGAGAUUGAUUGAGAAGUGUUUGGCUGGAAACCUGGUGUUUUUGUCUCCUAGAGGAAGUGGCAACAUGCAUCAACAGGGCUCCAAAGCGCUUUGCCACAUCUUGGAUAGAGGGUGUGUAUCCUGGGCCUCAGCCAGACUGUCUCUGAGAGGGACUUAAUGCAUGUUUGGGCCACAGUCAGCAUGGAAACUCCCCCUUCCUCGUGUUCCACUAAGCCACAGCGUGAAAAAUAAGUCUUUCUCAUUCCUCCCUUGUAGCCCUUCGCACAACCAAAGCCAGAGUGCAACAACCGGUCUUCUUCCCAACACACACAUACACACGCUUCAGUUCUUGGGAAUGGGGCUCAGAGCUCAAAAACUACAGCAUCCGCUCCCAUCCCUCACCUUCCAGCACUCAACUCUACUGGGUGAGUGUGGGCAGGUGUAGAUAUAUGCACGCACAACCACCACACAUGUAUAUACACUCAACGUGGCCCAUCACAAUGUUGGGAUGGGAAAAACAGCUCCAUUCUGCUGUCUGCUGGCACCAACAUGCACUGCACUUUUUAUUUAUUUAUUUAUUGGUUUUCUUUAUUUAUAAUGAAGAAUGUUUACAUUUGCACUUAAUGUGUGUCCCUGUCAGGUGGGUUUUUGUGGUUGAGGGGUGGUGGGGUGGGGCAAUGGGGGGAGAGGAAGGGGACAAAGGGGGCAGCAGAGGAGCACGCAAGAGGUAGAGAGCAGGGAUGUUGGUAAUGCUGACUCUGCUUUUGCCUGAACUUCUGAAAAUUGCUUAAAAGGAGAAAGGGGACACCCUCAGGUUUUACACUUGCAGGGGGGAAAAUCUCCUUUCCUCUUGGUUUCUCAGGUGAAGAUCUUGGUUUAGGAGAAAGAUGUUUUGUUCCCUUUGACAUUUGUCGCCAAUUUGUGUUUGAGAUACCCCAGAGAUGUGAGGCUUAAAAUCAGUUUAUGCAUCAGAGUGCUCAGAAAAGCCCUUUCCUGACAUAAAAAUCAAUGUAAGGUGGCAGGAUGUAGUAAAAAGUGAUCACUUGAGGGUUAACUGUAGCAUUUCCAUCAUUUGUUCGAAAGCAGUCUGUGGGCCAUACCUUUGGAAGUAGGGAACAAAGCCUCCCUGAAAGAUAAACCUGCCUACUCUGCUGUAGGGUCACUUUGGCUAGCACAACACAAGUUGUGCUGGUGUGUCAGCUUCUGCUCAAGGAAGAGAGGAAAGGUUUUCAAAUGAAUUCCCUUACAUAGGCUGGGACCUUUGCUCAUUGGCCUGUGCGCAAAAAUGCCAAGGCCCAAUUUAAUCCAAUCCAGGGAGGUAAUGGGGUAGGGAGCGUGAUCCAAUCUCAAUCUCACCCCUUUCCUUUCCAAGUCCUCUCUCUUCCCAUAUCAGAACAGCACUGAAACAUAAAAGGUACUUCUGUAUGUUUCUCACACUAGUUAAUAUGGAAGGGGCACCAAGCCUGCUAUUUGUUGGGAUUCACAGAAUAUAGCUAUGCUUUUUUUUUCAUUCUCAGCCAGGGUCCUCUCAUUUUUUGUAUCCAUCCAUGGUUUCCAAAGUUCAACGCAAGCAGGGAGAGUUCCAUGUUUAACCUCAGAUGAGUGCUUGACUCAAAUGUUAAAACCUGCACUGAUCAAACAUAGGCAGAUGCAUGUCCCGGUGCUAAUUCCUGGCAGCCCACAAGCAGAUAGGGCUCACUUUAGGUGCCAAGGCAGAUACUGCUUCCCCAAAAAGUUAGUUUCAAUGCACAACCACCAAUACUCCCUUCCCAAAGAAAGCAGCACUGGGAAAGAUUGCACCCGUCCCGAGUAGUAAUGCUAAGAUCUGUGUUUUGCAAUGGCUGAAACACUUGCAGUCCAUCAGAGCACAGGUAGACCAGCUGUGGAGGAAAGUUGCUUGACAAUUCUAUUCAGGAAGAUUUGAGGUUAGCCACCAAUCAGAGUUCAUGGUGCUAGAUUGGGGGUGAGCGUGAAGUAAGGCACCAUAGCGCCUGAAGCCACAGGGUGCUUCUACUGUUGUUCCUGAAGUGAUGUGAUAUUUUCUAGGAAGUUAUUUCCCAAGCCAAAAAGCAGGACAGAAUUAGCAAUAUCUGGGCCUCCAGCAAAUGUAAUUUUCCCUCCACAAUACAUUCUCAAUUGUGAGAUAGUUUCCAGAAAACAAAGACUGAGAUGGGAGAGGUUAUUCAGUAUUUCCAACCUUCUGAUCCCUUGUGGCUGCAGUUAGUUCAAGUGCCACCGUUUUUUCUAGAGGGUGAAUAAAGAUGUCCACAUACCACAGCCUUCAGAAAUGGUUGAGUUAAGUUACCUUUGCUGAACUUUUACACAAAAGGAAGGCAUGUUUCCAAGGCAAGCGACUGUAAGUCGCUUCUGGUGUGAAAGAAUUGGCUGUCUGCAACAAUGUUGCCCAGGGGAUGCCCAGAUAUUUGAUGUUUUACCAUCCUUGUGGGAGGUUUCUCUCAUGUCCCCACAUGGAGAGCUGGAGCUGACAGGGGGAGCUCAUCUGCUCUCCCCACAUUCGAACCGCAGACCUGUCGAUCAGCAGUCCUGCCGGCACAAGGGUUUAACCCAAUGCAUCACCGGGGGUGAAAGGGAACCACUACACAAAGUCUCCCUUAUCCAUGACCAAAUACAGGCAGCCAUGUUGCAGCUUGAGUCAUGGCCACCUGCUGGGCUGUUGUGUCCACACAGCAGACGGUGUAAACAGGGAGUGAAAGCAUAUAGCACAUCUAAGCAGGCAGGGGAUGGGCCUUGAUACGAGCCUUGAAGUCAAUUCAACAAAAUCAAACACGUCCUAUUGUGACUAUUUCAUAUUUUCAUUUCUCAUUUUUGCUUAAACGCAUGGCUCACCUAGUGCAAGGCAGUAAUGAUUUGCAUAAAAUCUAUUAGAAAAUAAAAAAAAACAUCAUUCUAGUUCCAUGCCCCACUCGCAUAACUACAGUAGUUUCACUUAUCCAACAUAAACAGGCCAGCAGAACGUUGGAUAAGCGAAUAUGUUGGAUAAUAAGGAGGGAUUAAGGAAAAGCCUAUUAAACAUCAGAUUACAUUAUGAUUUUACAAAUUAAGCACCAAAACACCAUGUUUUACAACAAAUUUGACAGAAAAAGCAGUUGAAUACACAGAAUGUUAUGUAGUAAUUACUGUACUUACGAAUUCAGCACCAAUGGAUUGAAAAGAUUGACUACAAAAACAUUGACUACUAAAAGGCCGACUGCGUUGGAUAAUCCAGAACAUUGGAUAAGCGAAUGUUGGAUAAGUGAGACUCUACUGUAAUUCCAAACAGAAUAAAUUAUGGGAGUUAGGAAAAUCAUGUAUAUAUGUACUAGUCAGAGCGUUCCUUUGCAUAGAAUUUGAUCUAUCUUAGCUGUGUUCAUACAGCUUAGUGCAAGCCCCCUAAAAGCUAACCACAAUUUCGACUGCUUUCCAAACAGCCCUAUUAGGUUUCUUGCAACAUAAAAAGAAAGGAGGGAGGGAAGGAAACAUGCCAACAGCAUUACAACUUUUAAUUCACAUGAGCUAUCAUGGACACAAACCAACCUUUUUGGAUGCAGUAUCACUAGGGUGGUGGGCAUACUGAGUGAUGUAGGAAUUGCAUCUAAAAAGUAGGUUUUAUCACAAAAGCUCAUGAGACAAUAAAAACUAGUCCUAAACUUACUGCUAUAUACUUUAUUUUCCUCUCCCAUUUUCUUAAGAAUGGCUCUUUUAUGAGUCUAUGUCAAAAUAUGUCAUAUUUUAGGGCCAAAUUCUCAGUGAUAAAGGCAUGACAUUUUAAUAUUUUUCUGAUCAAAUUGUGUGUAGAGAGAAAGUAGAUUAUAAAAGGAUUUGCUGUGUUUAAUGCCUUCAACAAUAAAGGUAUUAAUCUGUGCUUAGCUAGUUCUCUAGAGAUACUAGCUUUGUGUAUUCACUGAAUACAUCUAGAGUUGAAGGCAAAUAUAUCCAGUGCUUACGUGGCCUCUCAUGCCAUCAGAUCCACUGGACAAGUAGAAUACCAUUUGGACUAGUCUUCAUGAGGAGGUGCUCUGCUUUUGUGGGUGCUGUGUUGAAGACAAAUAAGACAGGGCAAACUGUUGAUCAGCCCCACCCAAAGCAGUUCUUAGAUCCUUAAAACAAAAAGAGAUUCCAGGUUCUGGCAGGUUACACGAUACAAGGCCAUGCUACUGUUUUUCAUUCACCAUUUUCAUGCUGUGGAAAGUACUUUCCACUUCAAUGUUAGAGGUCAGACACAUCUUCUGGGUACCAUGAAACAUGUCACAUGUCUUUAAAAGAAUCUGAAGGACAUGGGUUAUUGUGAGCCUUGUUGUGAACAGAGCAGACCAAAGUGAUCUUAGCCCCCACAGUAAAAUAACUAAUCCACAUACAGACAUAAAAACUAAUAGUGACCUUGGCACUGGAGGAAUAAGGGUGCAACCCUUAUGCACUGCAAUGGAUUAGCAUGGAAUCAUUAUUCAGGGUUAUAGCACUUGCUUCCCAUGCAUGAAUGCCCACUUUCAAAGGCUAGCACUUAAGGAAUGUCAGCAUCUUAGGACAGCAGCUGCCAGCCAGAUGAGAAAUAGGCAACUUUUGACAAGUGGUUUGAAAGUAGAAAUUUGCAUUUUUUUUAAAAGGCAUCUCACCGGCAACCAAAAUGAUUAUUUAACUCCUACCAUACUAAAACCAUAAACAGAAUGAAAUCUCUAGAAACAGUUUGCCUUCUGUACAGAGCACCAGUCUUGCAGAUAUAAUCUCUUCUGAAAGUCAGGAUGGUUAAAUCUUAGGGCAGUAGUACUACUUUUUCUUCUUGGAUCAACCUGGGCCUCUCUUAGGUAAUUUCCCAAUGUUGCCAUUUAGCUUCUCAUAGCUGCAUUCUUUCCAUUCACCCCUCCCAAUCAAGCUAUCACAGGGCCUGCCCUUUGAAAAAUGGUUGCACUGCACAGCGAGCAUGACAUCUGACCCAUCCCAAACACUCCCAGCCCAGUUUGUCAUUCUUCCUGUGGAAGGCAAGUUCUCAAGUCUCUUAGGUGAAGCCAUAUGUCUUACCACUUUGGAUCUGUAUGUCUUCUAUGCUUGUUUUAACAUCCACCCUUGUAAGAUAGAUCACGUCUGUAUGGUAAUAACAUUGCUAGAUGAGUAAUGGCACUGCAGAUUUCAAUUAAAGACCAUUUUGUACUCAA